AUGGGAUACACAAAGCAAGAUAACGAAAUAUUCGGGGAGUUGCAGUUUAACCGUAUAACGUGUGACUCUCCGUAACGUCUUUUAGCAAAAUGUGCAAGUAAUAACUAGAAGAAUAGGCAAAUAAUCGAUCUAUUUGCCCAGGCUGCUCCGUGUGUGCAGGACUAGCUCCAUUUGUCAUUUACCCUGACGAAAGGAAACUGACGUUUGCUAUGUUUCAUUGUAAGGAAUCGUUAAUCUAAACAAGCCUGCCCUGCUACCGACAGGCACUUAGCACCUGUAAGAUUCAUAUGCCUGUCUAUAACUCCCAGGACUAAACCUACCUGGCAAAGGUCAAGGAGUUGAACUGGUAGCUCGCCAUUUCAAUGAGAAUGCAUAAUCGCCGUGAAGAUUCAGGCUGUUGUAGCCGCAUCUUUUUAAAAUCCAUUAUGGUCGUCUUCAACAUAUUCUUCUGGUUGAGUGGCAUAGCCUUCCUUCUCAUUGGGCUUGGCAGUUUAUUUAUGAGGCAUGGCUACAUAAGUCUGCUGAACAAUCAGCUCUUCCCAAUCACAACCUACAUAUUUAUAGGCACAGGGGGUUUAAUUUUGUUGAUGGGUUGUGUGGGCUGUAUAGGAACUGUCAGGGAGGUUCGCUGCUGCCUCAUUUUUUUUUCAUUUGUACUGAUGGCAGUUUUUCUGCUAGAAACCUGUGUAGGAGUGUUGGCUUAUAUGUAUGAAAGUGCAAUACAUGAGGAGUUAGCAAGGAAUCUCAAUAAAACUAUAAGUGAAAAGUAUUCUGUAGAUAAUGACGUUACAAUAGCUGUUGAUAAUAUGCAAUCACAGUUCCAUUGUUGUGGGGCCACAUCCAGCAGUGACUGGGAGUUCUCAAAGUGGAGCAUGCAGAGAAAUGAUACCAGGGUGUUCCCUACAACAUGUUGUAGCCUGACCAAUGCCACCUGCACUCUUGCUGGUGUCUACACUGAGGGAUGUGUAGACCAUCUGGAAAAAUACGUAAGAUUUCACCUCAUUCUUAUUGGAGGGGUUGGUCUUGGACUGAGCAUUCUGCAACUCUUUGGAAUUAUUUUUUCCUGUUGUUUGGCACAGAAAAUCAAAGAAGAAAUUAACUUGUAACCAGCUUUAAUCAGGACCUGUAACCAGCUGUAUUCAGGACUUGUAACCAGCUGUCAUCACAUCCUGUAACCAGCUGUAGUCAGGACCUGUAACCAGCUGUGGUCAGGACCUGUAACCAGCUGUAGUCAGGACCUGUAACCAGCUGUAUUCAGGACUUGUAACCAGCUGUCAUCACUUCCUGUAACCAGCUGUAGUCAGGACCUGUAACCAGCUGUAGUUGGUUUGUGCCAUUUGUAGUCAAGAUUUGUGCCAGAUACAGUUUGGGAUUUGUAUCUGAUGUAUCCAGGAUUGGUUGCUGCUGUAAUAAGGAUUAACUCUGAAAGGAUUCUACUUGUAUAUUCAAUGAGUGAUCACUGAUGGAGUGCCAGAACCUGCAGCUGUAUGACAAAUGUACAUACACUGUUGUUUUUUUUUGGUUGAGUUUUUUGUGUGUGGAUAUAUGGAGUACCAGGCAUAACAGGAAGAAAUCUUGUACUAAUGAAUGACUUUUGAAAUACAAGUUAAAACAAGACAAUCACAUUUUCACUGGAAAGUUACAAGGUGUACCAGAAAUUUAACUCUAGGGAUAACUUGGAGUGUAAGUUAAAC
Messenger RNA from Physella acuta, 1694 nucleotides. RefSeq names its product CD151 antigen. Lineage: Eukaryota; Metazoa; Mollusca; Gastropoda; Physidae. Gene Ontology annotation, cellular component: plasma membrane. The record is from RefSeq and is a predicted model, not a curated record.